Messenger RNA from Capsella rubella, 1511 nucleotides. Its product is annotated as heavy metal-associated isoprenylated plant protein 42. Bases 376 to 1104 code for a protein of 242 amino acids. The transcript has 3 exons. Gene Ontology annotation, molecular function: metal ion binding. The record is from RefSeq and is a predicted model, not a curated record. Lineage: Eukaryota; Viridiplantae; Streptophyta; Magnoliopsida; Brassicales; Brassicaceae.
UUCUCGUUCUGUUAAAUAGUAUCAUCAAGUCACUUAGCAAACUUUUCUAACGUUAGCUUGACUUCAAAUGAUGUAAGGAUGAGAACUUUUAAAUAUUUCUUGCCUCUGAGGUUGAUAUCACUUGGCAAGUCUCCAUUGUGUGGAGAAGGGUAAUUGCCAGAUUCUUCGAAUAUGGAAACCCACAAUAGUUAUCAAAGUCAAUAAAUGUAUCAUUACCUUAACUUGUUAAUGUAAAAUUCGGUAAAUAUGGAAAGUGUAUGGUUUCUUCCUUUGUAUAUAAAAGAUUUAACGAUGCCUAGUGUAUAAAUCUUCUUUUUUCUCCAUUGAGUUUCAGUCUAGGGUUUUCUUCUUCUUUUUCACCAAGCUUCCUUCACAAUGGCCAACCCAAACCAAUCUGUCCGGAUUUGCAUACUAAAAGUCGAUCUUAAGUGUUGCACCGGUUGCCAAAAAAAAGCAAGCAUGAAGUUGCAGAGUAUCCCUGGUGUAGACGAAGUACAGUAUAACAGCGAAAAAGGGCUCAUGACGAUCACAGGUGACGUAGAACCUAUGACUCUAGUUCGUAAACUUAAUAAAUGCGGCAAAAAAACAGAGCUCUUCUCAGUUAAGUACCAGCUUGAAGAUGAUGAUCUAAACAGUGAGGACGAAGAUGACGCUUCUUCUGACUCUACUAGUUCAUAUUAUGAUCCUAAACCCAUGGAACGUGAAGUCCAAGAGAAGAUGAAGCAGCAGAACAAGACAGGGCUACCAAAAAAACCUUCUCUUCUAGGGUGUUUCAGCAGUAAAUCAAAGGUUGUUCAGCCUUUACCGAUGCGAAACCGAAACUGGCAUAUCCCAUCAAAGUUUGGGAAUGGCCCUCCAGGCUUUGGCUUUCCUUUUGCCAAUACUACUACAUCAUCACAGUUGCUGCGGCCUCCGUAUCCCAUGAUGCCCUAUCCACCAAUGAUGCAACAACAACAACCACCACCACCUUUUCCAAUGACAGGAGCUGCAAUGCCAUACAAUGUUAACAUGUACCAGACAGCAUACCAACCUUAUUUUAUGUCGAAGCAGGCACCAACGGACAAGUUUAACACUGGGCUGCAUUUCACUGGUGGCAAGAAGUGACUCGGAAUGCUUUGAUUUUAUUUCCUAGAUGCAUAUACUAAGCAAAAGAUUUGUUUUGCAUUGAAGUGUCGUCUCUUUUGCCAAUUGCCAGUAAUGAACAUUUCGUAGGCCUGGCAAAAUUUUAAACAAAAGAGUAAAUUUUUACGUCAUUCAUGUGUGCUUCUCUGCGUCUUCCGAAUCUGGUUGCAUAGUUUGCACAUUUGUAUAAGAUGAACUUUGUCUAUGUCAACAAGAAUCUGAUUCAUAACACAACUGAGAAAACAUAAGAUUUGUGCCUAUUGGUAGUACUAGAAUCUAUUGUCUCCUGGAGAAUACUUGUCUUGAGAUUUGUCUAUUGUGCAUCAUGUUUUCCCUCUUCAAUGGCUGUUUUCAUGUUCGCCCUCUAAAUCUUUCAAGUAUCCCAUGAA